Angiostrongylus costaricensis is the source of this 1716-nucleotide messenger RNA. The record is from the annotation of a GenBank genome assembly. Lineage: Eukaryota; Metazoa; Nematoda; Chromadorea; Rhabditida; Metastrongylidae.
AUGAACUCUGAUUCCGAGUUUGGCGAUGGAUUAUUCAUUGCUGAAGAUGAAGCCGAAGAAUUUAGAGAGAGCAGAAGCCCGGAAGAAAGCAGUGCGUUGGGUGUUGAACCUGAGAAAGGGUAUCCGAAGAGUGUUCCAAAGGAUUCCAAACGAACAAAGUCACGUCUUCCGUCGUCGUUGAAAACUAAUAUAAUACGUUCGCGAGCGAAGGUUCAUGAGUUGGAAGCUAGUGGUUCAAAUAUAACUUCAAAACAGAGAUUACCUCGUCGUCCACCAAUUGUUCGUUUUUCGAGAAAGGACAACCAAGCACAAGUCGAAUUGACGACGGAAAAUGAAUUGGCCUCAGAUAAGGAGAUCCAGAAUGAAGGCCCAACCGUGCGGCGAUGGUAUGAACGUAGAGAUGGAUGGAUCGUCGAUAAACAUCUCACCGGGAAGAGCAAUGCGAAUAAUAAUACAGGAUCUUCGAAAGAUAUCCUGGCUGGUCUGGAUUUCUCUAAACAUAAUGUUGUGGAAAGUAGGAAGCGACGUGCCGAGGGUAGAAAAAGAGAUAAAGAAACUCGUAAACGAGUGAAGAGUACAACAUCGCUGACGUUCCAGCUAGAGAUCGAACACAGCCAAGUGGAAAAUAUAGAACAGCGAUGUACCGACGAAUCAGUGACCACCUAUGUACUUGAUGUACCGACUUUGGAGAAGAAACUUGAGUCCAGAUGUCUUGCAGCUAUAUACAGUUACUACGACUUUAAUGGUGAUUUCAGACAGUCGUUGUUGCGAGAGGGUAAUUCGAACUUAAAACGAUUCCCAAGGAAGAAAAGAGCACUGCACGCUAGUAUUCACAAGGAAAUUCAACCUACUCAUUCUGAAGAUAUUAAUAGCGUCUUCUAUGGACAUGUCGACAAUGUCGAAGCAAUGAAUUUUUUAAUUCAGAACAACGUAGAGACCUUCGACACGUUUCUGAAAUAUCCUAUGGACGUCCUUUAUCCCCAAACAGUCGAAGGCUUCUGCACCACUUCUGCUCAUCAAGAGAAUUGUUUUUACGAAAACUACCGAGCGAACGUACGCGGUGAGGGUGUCGUUAGGUCAGAUCUGGAAGACGAGGUUAAAAAAAGAAUUGCCAACACAGAGAAGGAGAUUGCAAAGUGGUCUUCGCUUGCAACAAAACUUGAAGAACAGGAUUACCUUGGAACUGAUCCAUUUAUAGACUACAUUGCUUAUCGAUUCCAUCCUCUUAAUACUCGUGGUGAGCUGAGACGAUGGUUCGGCAUGCAUGAAGAGCAAUUUAAAACGAACUCACGUGUCCUAAGUGUCAUGCCUGGAGCACUGUGGCACUUAAAAGAAACUAAGCGCAUUUUUAUUGCCCGUUAUGAGCGCGAUCUGGACAGGCUUUCAGCGUUAUUGGAUGAAUACUGUGGAAGACUGCAAGGAAAACAAAAUGAGCAACAAAUUGAUCCAGUUCAUUUGGAUCUAAUUAGGGAAAAGAUCGAUGGUGUUUACCAAGGAUUGCAAGACCAUGGACUCAGUAGUCAAGCAGCUGAACUGAAACCAGCUCUUAUCGAGAAUCAUCCCAUCCCAGUACCUGGCCAAUGCUUACAGAGUAAUGUAGUUGACGAACGUGUUAUCAAAAAGGAAGAACCAGUGUUUGACGCUGAUCUAAGUAGCACAGAAGUACGACAUUUUCAGUCAUUGAAACUUCUACUGAAAACUCAACAUUCAAGAUGA